Molecule: messenger RNA, 7321 nt
Organism: Branchiostoma floridae (Florida lancelet)
Lineage: Eukaryota; Metazoa; Chordata; Leptocardii; Amphioxiformes; Branchiostomatidae
Product: probable ATP-dependent DNA helicase HFM1
Molecular function (GO): ATP binding; nucleic acid binding
Source: RefSeq, a predicted model, not a curated record
UGAUGAUGUUCCUACUUUGCUGUCUCAAAUUACCUCCUUGGAUGAUGAUGAUGAUGACGUUAUUCCGCCAAGUCAAGCCUCCAUCCAGAAGGAGCUGACUUUGUCUCAGAGACCUCAAGGUGUUGCUGCCUACAGAAGUGCAAGGCCAUUAUUCAAACCUCCAUUUAGAGCUGCCACCAAUCCCAGUAUAGCAGGGCGCAAUCAGCCUUCCACUCAUCCAGAGUAUGUCCCAGGAGAAAGACUCACAGAUGAGACAAGACAGUUCCCACAGUCUGAGCAUAUCUUUCAACAAAGGGGUAUGCCCCAGGGUAGACAGCCUUCUCUCUCUAAUACAACACCUGUGAGAUAUGGUCCUUUGCAACAUGAUCGUAUCCUAUCUGAGUCAGAAGCGGAAUCAAAUACACAGCCCUCGAGGAAUCGUCUCACCAGGCAACUCUAUGGCAGCACACCCAGGCCUCUCACUAUUCCAAGUGUUACUCCAGGAGGGACAACAACAGGUGAAACACGACAACUGAGAUCAGUCCAUGAGAUUCCUGAACAGUUCAGGCCUGUCUUCAAGGAGUUUCCCUACUUCAACAUUGUGCAGUCUAAAGUCUUGGAUGAUGUGUUGUAUACAGACAAGCCUCUUGUUGUGUGUGCACCAACUGGAUCGGGCAAGACUGUAAUCUUUGAGUUGGCCAUCAUCAGGCUACUUGUCAGGCUGGGCAACACUCCUAUAUACAAUGCCAAGAUUGUCUACAUGGCUCCCAUGAAGGCCCUGUGCAGUGAGCGGUACCUAGACUGGAUGGAGAAGUUUGGUCCUCUGGGGCUGAAGUGCCAGGAACUGACCGGUGACUCUGAGAUUGAUGACUACUACCAGCUGAGAGACUGUCACAUAGUCCUGACAACACCUGAAAAGUGGGACAGUAUGACAAGGAAGUGGAGAGACAACAAGUCUCUGGUGCAGCUGGUUCGGCUGUUUCUCAUUGAUGAGGUUCAUCUGAUCAGUGAUGAGAACAGAGGUGCCACUAUGGAGGCUGUGGUCAGCAGAAUGAAGACCAUCCAGGCAGUGGUGGGGAGGGAAAACGUCACCAACUCUCAGUACGAGUCAGCAAGGGCCCAGUCUGCAGCCGGCAUCAGAUUUGUGGCUGUGUCGGCUACCAUUCCUAAUGUGGAGGAUGUUGCAGCAUGGCUUGGGAAAGAAGGUUCCACUGCAAUCUACCACAAAAUGGAUGAAAGCUACCGUCCUGUGAAACUGAGGAAGGUUAUUUUGGGCUACCCCUGCUCCUCAGGCAGCUCUGAGUUUAGGUUUGAUCUGUCUCUCAACUACAAGAUCCCAGGUGUGAUCCAGACCUACUCUGAUCAGAAGCCUACCCUGGUGUUCUGUGCUACGAGGAAAGGCUCAGUACAGUGUGCAUCUAUGUUGGUGAAAGAUGCCAAGUUUGUGAUGAAUGCUGCACACAAACAAAGGCUACAAAAAGUUGCAAACAUGCUCAGGGACCACAAGUUGAGAGAUCUUGUCCUAUUUGGGGUGGCAUACCACCAUGCAGGGCUUGAACCCACAGACAGAAAGGGCAUUGAGACAGCCUUUACUCAGGGGGACAUACCUGUGCUGAUAUCAACCAGUACCCUGGCCAUGGGAGUGAACCUGCCGGCACACCUGGUCAUCAUCAAGUCCACCCUCCACUACACCUGUGGAAUGUACGAGGAGUACUCGGAGCUCCAGGUGCUGCAGAUGAUUGGCAGGGCAGGCAGGCCGCAGUUUGACCAAAGUGCGACAGCUGUUAUCAUGACAAGGAAUCAAACAAAGGCCAAGUAUGAAGCUUUGGUGAAUGGAACACAAAUAAUUGAGAGCAGCUUGCACAAGAACUUGAUUGAACACCUGAAUGCGGAGAUCGUGCUGCACACCAUCAACGAUGUCACAGUGGCCUUGGAGUGGAUCCGCUCUACCUUCCUGUACAUCCGUGUGCAGAAGAACCCAAGGCACUAUAAUAUCCCUACUGGCCUGAGUAGAGAGGAGAUGGAGAGUAGACUACAAGAUAUGUGCCUCAAGGAUCUAAACCUUUUGUCCCGGAUUGACCUGGUCAAAAUGGAUGAGGAGGGAUUCGACCUCAAGCCCACAGAGGUUGGAAGGCUGAUGGCCAGAUACUGCAUCACGUAUGACACCAUGAACAAAUUCAGCAGUCUAGAAGGCACGGAAAGUCUUGGUGACCUGGUCAAUACUGUUGCCGGCUGUAAAGAGUUCCAGGAUGUGACACUCCGGAUCAAUGAGCGGAAAACCCUCAACACACUGAACAAGGACAAACACAGGGCCACUGUCAGGUUUGCGAUGGAUGGAAAGAUAAAGACUGGACAGAUGAAAGUCAAUUGCCUCAUCCAAGCAGCUCUUGGAUGCCUUCCAAUCCAGGACUUUGGUCUCAACCAAGACACUAACAAGAUCUUCAGGGCAGGAACUAGGGUCUCCAAAUGUUUAACAGAGUUCUUGAUGCACAGACCAGGCUUCAGGGUGCUUCUCAAUGCCACCCUCCUGUCAAAGUGCUUCAGGUCCAGGCUGUGGGAGAACUCCAAGUUUGUCGCAAAGCAACUGGACAAGAUUGGCCUUACCCUUGCAACUGCUCUGUUCAAUGCCAGCCUGACAAGCUUCCAGAAGAUUGAGGAAACGAACCCAAGGGAAAUAGAACUGAUCGUGAACAGGCACCCGCCAUUUGGUAAUCAAGUUCACGAGGCAGUGUCGCAUCUUCCCAAGUAUGAGUUGGCUAUAGAGCAGGGUGCCAGAUACAGCCCUGCAGUGGCAGAGCUGACAAUCGUGAUCUCUCUCAACAACUACCAAAGUCUGAAGGACAAGGCAACUGCAGGGAAGAACCACAUGUGCGUGCUGCUGAUAGGGGAUGCUGACAACAACGUCCUAUGCAAACAAAGACUAAGUGACUCUACUCUGAUGAACAGUGGGACUUGGACAAAGAAAGUGGAGGUGAAGAGGGCUAACAAGGGAGACGAUCUGAGCAUUAACUUCAUAAGUCAAGACUAUGUGGGCCUGGAUGUACAGAGUACCUACACUCCCUUCUACAGUGGUCCGAGGAGGCACCGUGCCACCGGCAAAAACUGGGACAACACUCCUAGGCAAAAGAAAAGGGCAGAGGAGGAAAUGGACUGGGAGGAUAUGGGGACUGAUAUCGACUGGUCGUCGGAGGUGAAUGAGAAUGACAGCGUUGCAGUGACACCUCGACCAUUAUUAGGGCCUGACAGAAAGCCCUGUAACCAUCGCUGUAUCAACAAGGAUGCCUGCGCUCACGAGUGCUGCAAGUUUGGCGUCAAGAUUUUCUCCAAGACAGCACGGCAAAGGAGCAAUUGUGACACCAACAUGUCCUCCUAUCUGCAUCAACUCCACAACAGGGCUCAAGCUCUACCUCAGACUCCUGGCAUGAAGAGACUCAAGGCAAGUCCAUCCCUCAGCACGCCCACUCCUGAUCUGCAGCAGUUUUCCUACAGUCCGGUAGCGAGGAGGCGGUUACAGCUGGAUAAGACCGCUUCGCAAGUCCCCGCCACACCAGCGCGGGGGUGGGACCAUCUUGAUUUCUAUCACAUGCAUCGGGAACAAGACAGCAAGAUAGUGCCAGAGCAGGCAGCGGAGGAAUAUGAAGCGUUCCUGAAUGAUGACACCCUGCCAGACUUGAGUACGGUGUGGACAGGUGACUUAGACUGUGAUGUAUCACCCGAGGAACAACAAGAUUGCUUUCCAUGGAUGGCAGAUGGCCAAAGAUCUGGUACAGAUUUCUCGACUUCUGAGGUUCAUCAGCCUACCGAUACUGACACGUAUCAGCCACUGCAAAGUGAGGGAACGUUCCCAUUGCAGUGGCAAGAUCAGAAUGCAAAGAAGAAGCCGAGCACAUUCAGCUUUAAGCAGAAGUUAUCAUCCUCUCAAAGGAACCCAGCGAUUCAGAACCAGGUGUUGAGGAGUAGCGCCAGAAGGCAGCCCUUUGUUGGUCCGAGUGUGCGCGAAAGAGUACCUCCGAGGUGCAAUGAGACGCAAUCAGAGAUGGAAGCUACUGAUGAUGACCCCUGGGAGGAUGGAGAAGAUGAUCUUUUUGAAAACGCUGAAGCAGCAUUACCUCAAUAUGUGGAUACACAACCUCAAGAGGAGUUGCCAAACAGUAAAGAUCGUCAUCAAUCAAUGCAUGGCCAAAUGCAGGCAAGGACGCCAGAAACUGGAUCCGUUAGGAGACAGGGCAAGGUGUUUGCCUGGAAGACUCCAUCUGCCUCUAACAUUGCUACCAAGACAUUUACAUACCCAAAGCCAACCGUAAAGGCCCCUGCAUAUCCAGUUCCCUAUCCUCAGUCUGCACAGAGAAAGCAAUCCGAACAUAACACAGGGAGAACUGCCACUCAAAGCCCCACGGUAGGGAGAUACCGAGCUUCCGUGCCCCCUCCUUUUACCCCAGGGGCUGAGGACUUCUGUUCUGCAAGGGAGAUCCACGAGUCUCGGAUGUCACAAACCACAAGGGAGAAGAAUGAUGGCUAUGGAGGAACAUGGGCAAAGGGUCUGUUUGAUGUCAAAGAGGUCGACAGCAAUAAAUUCAGCACCUCAGACAGGGACUUCACUUCUGGUCGGCAACUUCAGGAGGAACGUCCUCCAUUGAAGGACCACCCUUCUCUGGGAGAAACACCAAAGAAUGGAAAGAGUAAUUCUGACGAUCAAGUGAAGAGUCCUCCAGAGGCUUUCACUUUGGACAGUUUUCUGACAACCAGUGAGGAGCCACGUUCCAUCCUGAAGAAUCCAGGACCUGCGUCACUCAAGAGCGAAUCUCCUGAUUUGGUUGCUUUCAACAAAUCUCUUCCAUCUUUCUUCACAAAUGAAGACACCAGGCUGGAGGAUGCUGCAGCCGAGGCUCAAGACACUUUCAACAGCAUCUUUGCCGGUAUAUUCUGAGGUACAGAAAGCAGUGGACUUAGUAGUUACCAUCCUGUCACAGAGUGGAGAAGAGCAAUCAUCUGUAUCAUUUUAACAACAAACACAGGUGAACUUUCACGCAUAUCAAUCAUCUACUUAGUUAUAUAUCACAUCAUAAUUGUGAGGGGCACACAAUCAUAAUUGAAUACCAAGGUAGCCUAGACUCUAUUACAGAAUAGAGCAGCGUGGAUGUUUAUGAAAAGGCAUGAAGAGUUUGACAUGUGAGGGACCUUAUGUACUUGAGGAAUUGAAAGUCUUGUUGCAGAAAAAUUAGAAUUAAAAACAAAAAUUAGAAUUAAAAGUUUCAGAGGGGGUAUGGAAGUCUCCACUCUGUUUGGCUAACCUUAAGAAAUAUCUAGCCCUUGAGAGACCUUCAUUUUUCUUACCUCAAGGAUGGAACUGACAUCAUUAAUUGCAUUUCACUUAGAUUUACAGUGUAAGCAAUGUGCUAGUUUACGAUAACAAUUCAUCAAUUAUUGUUGACAUUUGUGCUAGAUUUCCCAAGACGAGACAACAUACCAUGGCAUUUUCCGCUUGUAGCACCGUUGAUGUUAUCACCGAAAAUAUUUCAUGAUUAGAGUAUUAUUUUCCGGAAGAGCAAUCAAGAUUAAUCGCAGGGCGUUUCUCUCUUAAGUUAAAGAAGAUUACUAUUUCUCACAUAGCUUGUAAGGACACGUGGAGUAAAUCUUGCUGUUACAAGGUUUAAAAUUGCUUCAGAACAUUAUUGCAAAUUGUCAAACGAAAUUGGGGGUGUUUGAAUUCACAGACUUUGAUGCAAAAUGAGGACAACACAAUAUUUCAUUACAGGUAGGUCACUUGCAUAAUACAAAGAACUAAGGAAAAUAUUUCUGGAGGGUUCUUGAGUUAUUUUGUUCACAAUAACAUGUUAAGUACCUGAACGAUAUUGCAGGCAUAUUUAGAAACACUGAAAAGCGUAUGAUUACAAUAAGACUUGGUCACUUAGAGAUGAAUGUAAAGAACUAGCAAUCACAAACGUUACUUAGGGUAUGUGUAUAGGUAUUGAAUUUUGUUCAAAACAAGUCAAUAAAGUACUCGACAUGUAUUAACAUGUCAUGUAUCUGUCAAAAAUACUGACUGUAUUAUGCCAGGACUAGGGCAUUUACAGAAGAAUGUGAAGAACUAGCAGUAACAAAUUUUGCUUGAAGGAUGUUGACUAGUUUUGGGCAUGAACGUUUGUUAACAGGAACGUUUAAUGCACCUGAAAGAUAUUUCUUUCAAAUAAUACUGACAAGUGACAACUAUCUUUAUCGAACGUUACAUGCAAAGGAAUGUGGAGAAAUAGUAGUCACAAUUCUUACUUAAGAGAUGUUGGUUAGCUUUCGAAUUGAAUUUUGUUCUCUAUAAGAUGUAAUGUACCUUACAGAUAUCAAAAAUAUCUUUAGAAAUACUGACAAGUGUAUAUAUCAAACUAAACCUGACUAACUAUACCUGUACGUGCCUACAUACCUGCUUCUCUGGUUGUAUUCGAUGAUGUUAUUAGUUGUCUCCAUGUUAUUGCAUGCUUUCUUGAUAAGGUUGUCAUCCUGGAGACUCUGUUACAUCAUACACAAUAUUGCAUUAUUAGGCACAAAGCCAAUUUGUCAAUUCUUUGCCCUUCAGUUGACCGUGACACAACGUUGUGUCAUAUCAAGAUGUAAUAAAUACAUAAGGUUCGUGUUCAUUAACACCACUAAGACUAUAUUAUAGAAAGUGUUAAGACAAAUAGACAAGGGUUACGUUUUUCGUUUGAAGUAAAAAUGUUAGUUGUAGCAUGAUUUAUUCACACACCUUGUAUAAGAAGAUUGACAGUGCACAUGCUUCAAUUAUGUUGUCGUGUGCAAUAUGUUAGAAGUUUACUGUACUAGCAAAUAUAAUUUUGAAUAGGUUUUUAGACUUUAACAAUGUAUUUAUUCUCUGUAUUUAUUCUCAGAUAAUGCAUGUCUAACUUGACUACAUGUACAGUACCGGGCAAGUAUUCGUUUUUAAUAGGUUUAAGAUAGGACUAUCAAAAAAUCUUUUUCUUUUCUUUUUAAGUAUCAUGCCAUAAGCGUUUGAGCAUACAUUAAGUAUGUGAUGUACGGUUAUAUCAUAUAUGAUCAACUUGACCUUUUAAGCUUACCGUUAUCUAGUGAUAUAUUGCAGUCGGUUCACAUACUUGACUUGUGUGAUGAUAAACCAGAUUGUAAAUUUUCACAUUGCAAAGGUUGCAGAUUGUGUUACAAACUUACGUAGUGCUUUCACGAUGUCAGUAGUUGUACGUGCAAAUUUUUAUUGAACACUGACAUUUACACAGCUCGUUAAAAUAAUCACAACCAUAAAGUGUAUUCCUCUGUAAUAGUUGGCUUCAAAUGCCUCAUUGAGUAAAGAUAUCUCGUACUAUUGAAAGUGUGAUUC